AUGUCUAGUGGAGAAGUCAAAAAGGUUUCACCCCAAGAUUUACAACUGGUACAAAAUCUUAUAGAAAGAUGUCUCCAGCUUUAUAUGAGCCAAAAGGAAGUUGUUAGCACACUACUACAUCAAGCCAAAAUAGAACCUAGUUUUACUGAACUUGUUUGGCAGAAACUCGAAGAAGAAAAUCAAGAUUUUUUCAAAGCUUAUCACCUGAGAUUAAUAGUAAAAGAUCAAAUAAUGAAAUUCAAUAAAUUACUCCAGACACAAGCUGACCUCAUGCAUCAAAUGUCAACUUCAGUUCCUGUCUCCAACAGAUCUCAUGUUCCUCUAUUGCACCAAAAUCCUUCAUGCUACACCCAAGAUAAUACUACACAAACACAACAAGGAAUGAAAUCAGAAUCUGGGUAUACAGAUGCAUCUUCUUUUCUGUAUAAUCCUGCAAAUAAUGUUGAAGAAAGACACCCUGUAAUGGCAGAUGUACAUGUCCCUAUUCCUUCCUUUAUUUCUGAAGAAUCCAAUCCAAAGCAUGUGAUUGUGAAUGAAUCAAUGGAUUCAUCAUCUUUUGGAUUUUUGGGACAAAUUCCAAGAAGCUUUAGCCUAUCAGAUUUGACAGCAGACUUCUCCAUUAGUUCAGAUAUAUUGGACAACUAUGCUAAGUCACCCUACCUAGCACCUGACACAGACUUCUUGAAUCCUCAUGGGAAUGGAGGCAUCCAACAAGGAGACAGUAAAAGGUUGGACACUAUAUCAGAAGGCUUGAGUUAUGAAGGAUUUGGCAGUGAUUGAUAUAUUCAUAAUCAUUAUUACUUAAUGAUCAUGGUCGAUGUUUAGCCCAAGAAAACAGAGCUUUUGGUAAAUAAUUUAAUGGAAUUCGGACAUAUCAACUCUCAAAUAAUGUUGAUGAUGGUUGUUUUAUAGAGCUUGAUGAUUUGUUAUUCAUAGUGUUAGAUUUAUUUUGAUGUUUCUAUUUUUUUCUUUUUGUGUGUGUUUUGUUUGUUUUGUAGAGGCUGAUGAUUUGUUAUUCAUGGUGUUUUAAAAUAUGAAUUUUAGGUGUAAAUGAUUCCUGACACG
This is a messenger RNA of Lactuca virosa, 1065 nucleotides long. The record is from the annotation of a GenBank genome assembly. Lineage: Eukaryota; Viridiplantae; Streptophyta; Magnoliopsida; Asterales; Asteraceae.